This is a messenger RNA of Cynoglossus semilaevis (tongue sole), 6268 nucleotides long. It is a transcript of the gene pacs1b, whose product is annotated as phosphofurin acidic cluster sorting protein 1. NCBI's taxonomy places the organism in Eukaryota, Metazoa, Chordata, Actinopteri, Pleuronectiformes, Cynoglossidae. Gene Ontology annotation, molecular function: transmembrane transporter binding. The transcript has 24 exons. Gene Ontology annotation, biological process: protein localization to plasma membrane. The record is from RefSeq and is a predicted model, not a curated record. Bases 421 to 3156 code for a protein of 911 amino acids.
CUUUCUGUUCGUGUGUGUAUGUCCGUGUGUAUGUGUGUGUGUGUGUGUGUAUAUCUGAUACUAAGGUGUGUUUUCCACCACACACACAGUCUAACAACAGAGGCAGCAGCGGCAGCAGGACCCACACCACGGACUCGGGUUCUCUCAGCCCCAGCUGCCGCCUCUGUCCUCGGCCUCUGAAGCUCCAGCUUCUUCGCUCUCUGACACCGGGCCAUGUUUCCAGCGGCAGGCGGCGAGGAGUGACUGUUUUUCUGCCUCGACUGCAGCGCAGCUCGGGCGGCGACUUUUAACGUAUUUUUUUGGGGAGAGAAAACAAAAAACACAAGGCAAAAACAGGACGACAAAGAAGAGUGCGAAGAAGGGACAGAAAUCCAGGCCCCUUGUACGAUUUUCUCCCGACAUUCACUACCGGAUAGCGGGAUGUCGGAACGCGGAGGUCUCCCGCGGACUGGGGGCGUCCCUUCCCCUCACAUGCAGCCCUCCAAGCCGGUCAGCAUCACCUCCAACCGGCCUGUCCAUAUGAACCUGUUCGCUACCUGGGAGGUGGACCGCUCCUCUCCCAGCUGUGUGCCCAGACUCUUCAAUCUGACUCUGAAGAAGCUGAUCAUGCUGAAGGAGCUGGACAAAGAUCUCACCUCUGUGGUCAUCGCAGUCAAACUGCAGGGCUCUAAACGGAUUCUGCGCUCCAACGAGAUCCUGUUGUCCUCAGCAGGGCUGACAGAGACCGACCUGCAGCUCACCUUCUCCCUGCAGUAUCCUCACUUCCUGAAGAGAGAUGCCAACAAGCUCCAGAUCAUGCUGCAGCGACGCAAGCGGUACAAGAACCGCACCAUCCUGGGAUAUAAAACGUUGGCACUGGGUCUCAUCAACAUGGCCGAGGUGAUGCAGCAUCCCAGUGAAGGUGCCCAGGUCCUGGGUCUCCACAGUCAGCUGAAGGACGCCUCUGUACCUGUAGCUGAGGUCCGGGUCUACUCCCUGUCCAGCCAGCCCAUAGACCAUGAAGGACCUAAAGCCAAGAUGUCUGAUCGUUCUCCAGACAUCGAAAACUACUCAGAAGAGGAAGAAGAGAGUUACUCGUCAGAGCAGGAAGGAAGUGACGAUCCCAUCCAUGGCCAGUAUCUUUAUGAUGAAGACGAGGAGGUGAGGAAGAAGAAGCCCCGACGUAAGCUCACCUCCAACGCUGCCAUCACCAGACAACCAAACAUCAAGCAGAAGUUUGUGGCUCUGCUGAAGAGGUUUAAAGUCACAGAUGAGGUUGGCUUCGGGCUGGAGCACGUGUCAAGGGAGCAAAUCCAGGAGGUGGAGGAAGACCUGGACGAGCUCUACGACAGUCUGGAGAUGUACAAUCCCAGUGACAGCGGCCCGGAGAUGGAGGAGACGGACAGCAUCCUCAGCACGCCCAAACCCAAGCUUAGACCGUUCUUCGAGGGAAUGUCUCAGUCCAGCUCUCAGACGGAGAUUGGCAGUUUGAACAGCAAAGGGAGUUUGGGUCGAGACACGUUUAGUCCGCAGGGGGAGCAACCUCCCCUGGAGAGGAUAAAACCCUCAAGAAGCCGCAACCUGGAGGAGGCGCUAUCUGAGUCAGACACACAGGAGCUGACAGACCAGGAGCUUUUUACUGAAGUCGGCCCCUGCAUUAUGGUGUCCGUGGCAGAGAAACCCCGUACGCCCAUGAAGAGCAGCAGAAGUGAAAUCCAGCCCAUGCCUUCACCUCGGUUGGACGGAGGACACACACCUGGGCAGAAGCGCAGCAGCAGUAGCAGCAACACUCCAAUGAAGGAGAGACAACUGUCCAAACCGCUGAGCGAACGCACCAACAGCUCAGAUUCGGAGCGAUCUCCAGAGCUGGGACAUAGCACACCGGUUCUGAGAAAAGCUGUGUACGACCAGCUCAACCAGAUCCUGUCUUCAGACUCUGCUCUUCCUGAAAGUCUCAUCCUCGUCAAUGGGACAGACUGGCAAGGACAGUACGUUGUAGAGCAGCUGCAGAUGCAGCGACACCCGGUGGUUUGCACGUGUUCUGCAGCAGAAAUCCAGGCGGUGCUGUCUGCCGUGCUCACACGCAUACAGAAAUUCUGUAACUGUAACUCCUCCAUGCCCAGAGCGGUGAAGGUGGCCGCGGUGGGCGGACAGAGUUAUCUGGGUUCCAUCCUGCAGUUCUUUGUCACUCAGCUGGCCAACAAGACGUCUGAUUGGCUGAACCACAUGCGCUUCCUGGUGGUGCCCCUGGGCUCCCACCCUGUGGCCAAACAUCUGGCUGUUCUGGACAAAAGCUACGGCUCAUCAUUCAUGGACGCACCGUGGAGGGACGUCUUCAGCCGCUCUGAGCCACCGAUAAACGACCAGUUGGAUGUCGCAGGAAGAAUCGCUCAGUACAUCAGUGGCGCCACUGUCACCCACCAGCUGCCCAUCGCUGAGGCUAUGCUAACGUGUAAACACAGGACCAGACGGGAUGAAGAUUCCUACCAGAAAUUCAUCCCUUUUAUUGGGGUGGUGAAGGUCGGACUCAUCGAGUCGGGUUCUUCACCAACAGGAGACACGGAAGAGGGCGUGGCCGUGAGUUUGGCUGUGCCCUCCACCUCGCCUCCCACCCACGGCUCCCCAACAGGGAUGAUCAAGGAGGCGGCGACUCCUCCCUCCUCGCCCUCUAUGGGCAGUGUCCUAACAGUACAAGGUAGUCCCAGCAUGUCCCAUGGCAUGGACGCCAUAGGAUUGCAGGUGGACUACUGGCUAGCCUCUUUAGCUGAGAAGCGACGUGAGGGCGAGCGACGAGACACAGGCUGCAAGAACACGCUGAAGAGUGCCUUCCGCUCCCUGCAGGUCAGCAGGCUGCCAGGAGGAGGCGUAAGUGAACCACAGACACAGGUCAGCACUAUGGCCAUGACAGUUGUCACCAAGGAGAAGAACAAGAAAGUUCCCACUAUCUUCCUGGGAAAGAAGCCCAAAGAGAAGGAUAUGGAGUCCAAGAGUCAGGUCAUCGAAGGCAUCAGUCGCCUCAUCUGCUCAGCUAAGCAGCAGCAGACUUUCCUGAAAGUGUCUAUUGACGGCGUGGAGUGGAACGAUGUUAAAUUCUUCCAGCUGGCCGCCCAGUGGCCAACUCAUGUCAAGUACCUGCCUGUAGGACUGUUUGGCUACAGUAAGCCUCUGGCCUCUUAGGGCUAAGCUCCGCCCUCCAAGACCUGGACUCCCUGACUGGACCUUCAACUGUACUCAUUCCUGUCUCUCCUUCACAAACAUGUUGAUUCCCACAAAGUGACAUCGAGUGGCUGGGAUUAUAUUUCUGUUCUCUACUGUUGUCAAAACACAUCAAGGAGAGGAUGGGAGUGGGAGAAAGGUGGUGUUUGGGUGGCAGCUGAUGUUACUGGUCACUUUAUUGGUGACUCUCCUGUGUGCGUUUGUGUGUGUGUGUGUGUUUGUUUGACUGGGGCAUUACAGCACAAAUUUAUUGCCAUUUUUCCGUUUUCCGUUCUAUGGAAUGCGACAAAUUGCAUGCAACAAGUCAAAGACUCUGACACUCAACUUCUCGACCCAAUCUGAUCCUCACGUGCAUGAGCCAAUGGAACCGUAGUGAAAAAAAUGACCUCGAAAUUUUUUCUCGACUUCUAAAACUCUGACACACCUGCUCUUCAAAACAAUUGAACUGAGGGCUUCCAUCGACAGUCGGUCUUCUGGAUGUUAAACAACAAAUAUUUCCUUUAAAAUGAAAAUAUACUGUAUGUCUACAUUUAAGGGAAGUGUCAUUUGAAUGUGUAAAAAUAGUGAAAACUUCCCUUUAAAGCUGUUUCAUGGCUGUGUAAUUUGUAGUGUACAUUUCUGUGAAAAGUCCCAGAAUUUCUGGCCAGGGCAGUUUCCUUUAUCUUUCUUGUUUGCUAUGCACAUAGAAGACCACUAGGGGGGGCUGCUGUUCAAGUACUGCCAAACUUUGGCGCUGCCCUACCAACAAACCAGGCAAAAUCUCAAAGUUCUGCCCAAACCUGUCCAUCAAAACAAUUCUAGUAGUACACUAAGGACUAAAUAUCAAGUAGUAUAUCCACAGGGUGGCGAAUGUGGUUCAGAAAUGGUCAAGAAUCGACACAAUAUGGCCAACUUCCUGUUGGCUUAGCGUUUGGUUUCCACUGAUGGGCUGCUUCCACUUCCUUAACAGAGUCUGUGGUAUUUCUUUGUGGAAAAGUCUGGCUUAAAUAAAGCACAAUAUCGCCCCCUACUGUAUAUCUAUGUAACUGUUUACUUGGAUUAAAUUGAAAUACUAAACAUUUUUAGCUACAGGUGUGUUUCGCAGUUUUCUCUAGAACGUCGUGAGGUGAUUCGUGAGCGUACAGUUUUCGCUAACACAAGUGUGUGUGUAAACUUGAUGUGGUCAGAAAUCAUGUAUCGAUACGAAAAAAAGACAAAAACGUUUUCUACCAUGUGACUCUAAGUGUGUGAUGGUGUGUGUACACGUGUGUGUGUGUGUGUGUUGGUGAAUGAAACCCAAAAAAAACUGAUCAUUGGGAAUACAUUUACAAAUUAAAGAUUUGAGACGUUGUGCUGCCUACGGUGACGUAUUAGUCCAGUUAUUUUUUUAUAUAGUGUUAGAACUCCUGAGUGUUGAGUUGUUAAUUGGUUGAUUGGUCGUGGAUUAGAUUAUAAUCUGUUUCCCUGUGUGUCAAUAUUCCAGUGUUACUCAGUGUUACAUCACUCACUCUUUCUGUUAGCCAGCAUUUGAACUGAGCCUCACCAUGUGAACCAACCAAAACUGGUUUGAACAGUGGUUGCCGUAUGGGUUUAUCCACCAGUUCCAUGUGAAAAUGGCUGGAACUAGGUCUUCUUGGUCGUUCCAUAUCGUUGGGCUUAAGGACUUUAAAACAAUCCUACAUGGACUGUGGGCACAGUAAAGUCCUCAUGAAUCGUGGGCUGCAUCAAAUAAUCCAUUAUUGGUUUGUGUAUUCUAAUUGUUGGAAAUGUUAAUGUUGCCCAAAUGGUUCGUCCUCUCAUACCAAACUCCAUUGAGAAUAUCAACGAUUUUACUUCAAAUCAGACGUGAGAAUCUAUGUGUUGAUGGUUGCACCAGGAAGUUCAAAUCGAAUAUUUUGUGAUUUCAGUGGUUGAAAUUUUAGGUUGGGAUUUACAUUAGUGACUCAAACUGGCCAGUUGAGGCAGCAGUGGACCAGCAGCAAAUGUAUUCCCUCAAGCUGAGAUUGUUGUUUUUCUCUAUGAAGUCUUGUAUAGGAAACAUGGUCAAACAUUACCACACAGUCUGUUGAUACGGUGAAGCAGGUCUGGUUUAAAUUAGAUUAUUGUUUUGCCAAGUGGCUAAAAUGUAUCUUUCCAUCUUUGCUGACAGAAAUUUUUAGGGAUCUACGUUCCUGAAAACGUCAAAACCAGCAACCGUUACCUCUUUGACUAUAUGUUUAAUAUCAAAAUGUUCUCAGCCUUGUUGUCUUGAUCCACAAAUUGACCAGAGUUUACGUUUCUUUGCUUAAAUUUACUGCAGAAAAUUGGAAGCGGUCCUGUUGGACAGAAGUGUUUCGAGGGACUUUAGAGACAAAAAGUCGCUGUCUAUGAAUUUAAGUGAAGCUCGAAGAUUGUUGGAGGUCUAUUGGUACAAAAGGUCUUGACAUAACACAAUAAGAACUAUUGAUCUUGAGUCAGGAUUUCAAGUUUUCUGGGACGUUCUUGCCUUCCAUUUGUAACAGCUGUGCUUUUUGUUGACGCCUUAUUGCUGGUUCCUGUAUGUGUAAGUGUCGGACUAGCUCCUGUGUCUCGUACCUUGGUCCGUCCUUCUGUCCGUCAGUUGUACUCUUACCCUGUGUGUAUGUGUGUGUCUGUAACUGAUGGUGUAGAGAUUAGGAACUGUCUGGUUCUUGGAGUACCCUCUGUCCGUCCGUCAGUCCACUGAGACUCCUCGUUCUUCACCGAGCUUCCACAGGCUUGGCUUCUUCAUCUGCAAACACUCUCAAAUAAAAAAAAAGUCGUCUCCAAUCGUUUCUCCUCUCCAUUGUCGCUGGAAUCUGGUCCGACCACCGACGUGUUCCUGAGCUUGUGGACAUCUUCUCAUUUCUUGCACAUACUGUUGUUUGUUCGCCUUUUGCCUUUAACAGUACACUGUAAUACUUGUAACCAUGCUUGUACAUAUCAGACUGUACUAUUUUUGUGUUUUUCUUCAUUUCAAGUUUGUUUUAUAGUCCGGCUUUUUCAUGAUGACGUUUGUCAAUCAAACAAAUGUGGGACGGAAAGUGGAAGUGUUCAUUGUUGCAUUUGUUUUUUUAAAUAAAAAAAAUAUAUUAUU